AUGGCGAAAGGCGACGAUGCUUUGGCGAGGAAGAAGAAUAAACUAACGAGGAAGAAGAUGAGCCGAAAAAACGACUCCGCCACUGUAUCCGCUCGCAUCGCCGCCCUUAUCGCCGCCAAAAAACGCCGCAAAACUGGCAAACGCAGUAUGUGUCAGGGAAUGUGUUUUAGCCUCCCUUCACCUGAAGAUCCUUUCAACGAAAGGCAAGGCAAAGCAGAUAUAAUAACCAGAAAGAAAGCCAAAAAGAAGCUCAAGUCUAAAUCAAAGAGAGAAAACAAGAAACCAUCUCCAAUCCCCAUAAACGACGUCGUUGAUGAGCAGCAGGAAGAAGAAGAAGAUGUUGUUAGGAAAUGGAUUGUUGAGAAGAAGAAGGGUCCAGUGAAGUUUCUUGUGUCGUGCUUAAACGAGAUAGAGAGCUCUCUUCGCGUAGACGGUAGUGAUGAUGAUGACAAGUCCUUAUUCACUAGCACUUGGGGGAUUGAGUUCUGGAAAUGUUUCCUCUCUGGCAAAGACGUUCUUGACACAAGCGGAACGUCUUCCACAGUGGAGCAGAUCGCUUGGAUUGCUUCGACGGCCGUUGAUGCUAUUGCUAAAUCGGAGAAAGAGCUCCCUGAGGACUCGUUUAUCGUCAGCCCUUUCCUCUUGUGGCUCGUCCCUUCUCAGUCUAAAGCUAACCAGGUACGAUCGGUUUGCAAGGCACUGAAAACUCAAGGAGUACACGCAUUGAGCAUACACCAAGGGACGUCAAUAGAUCGUCAGAUUGAUGGAUUGAAGUACAUUGAGCCUGAGUUUCUUGUUUCUACACCUGAGAGACUUUUGGAGAUUGUUAACUUGAAGGGCGUUGAUGUCUCUGGCGUUUCAUUGCUGGUUAUUGAUGAGCUAGGUUCACUUUGCACUAGUGGUUACCUAGACGCUGUGAAAUCAAUCAAGCAGGCCAUUCGCAGCGAACACGUAUCGGUAGUCUUCAACGACAGUUUCAGUGCUUCCUAUAUUCCAGCCGUCCAGAGUCUUUUAGAAGGAGGAUCAUCAGUUAAUAGACUCUCUCUCACUGAUUCUGUAACCUCUCAAGGCUCUUGUAUUCUCCAGACUGUUAAUGUCUGCGCCUCGGAGGACAAAAAGCUGGAGAAGUUUUCAGAGGUUGUGGAGUCAUCUUCGUCUAAGAUGAUAUACAUUGUUACAAAGGAAGAGAAUUUCGGAAAGUUAAAGGCUUUACUUAUGUUGAAAGGUCUCUCUGUUUCAGCCAAUAGUGAAGAAAUCAAAAAGAGCAAGAAGCCAGUGGCAAGAUUGGUUGAUAUAGAACAGUUGGAUACAAGAGCAAUGAGGGACUUUGAAACCAUUCUGCUUCCGGAUUUUGUUCCGUCGUUCGCUACUUAUGUUCAGAUUCUGACGAGUAUGGCUAGAGACAGUGUUCACGGCGUACUGCAUAGCUUUUUGACGGAGAAGGAGGCGGCGAAAUAUCCGGCUGGUCCGUUGGUGAAUGUCUUGGAGGAUUGUGGCCAGAGCGUGCCUGAGGUUUGGAGGAAUAUGUAUGCUUCUAUGUCUGAUUGA
Molecule: messenger RNA, 1548 nt
Organism: Microthlaspi erraticum
Lineage: Eukaryota; Viridiplantae; Streptophyta; Magnoliopsida; Brassicales; Brassicaceae
Source: the annotation of a GenBank genome assembly